Messenger RNA from Acromyrmex echinatior (Panamanian leafcutter ant), 1311 nucleotides. RefSeq names its product major facilitator superfamily transporter 18 (gene MFS18). Gene Ontology annotation, molecular function: transmembrane transporter activity. Lineage: Eukaryota; Metazoa; Arthropoda; Insecta; Hymenoptera; Formicidae. The record is from RefSeq and is a predicted model, not a curated record. Gene Ontology annotation, biological process: ATP transport; transmembrane transport.
AACGAAUUCAUAAACAAUGCAGUUACAGAUAUCGCUGGACACUCCGUUUGAUGACAGAACCGCGUCAUCCUGGUCGAGGAGGGAGAGGCAGAAAUGGUUCCUGUCAUUGCUAUGUGGAACAUGUCUGAUAUAUGCUACACGUACAUCUGUUCCUCUGCUGAUACCUGUUGUCAGUCAGGAGAAGAAUUGGUCCAAAUCGGACUCAGGCAUAAUAUUGUCGAGCUUCUUCUGGGGAUAUACAUUGACGCAAGUAGCCAGUGGCUACAUUAGCGACAAAAUCGGUGGCCAGAGAGUAUUGUGGAUAUCUGCUCUUGGUUGGUCGGCAACAACUUUCGUCAUGCCAGAAAUUAUAGAAUUUUUUUCCGGAGAUGGGACAUCCGUUCUGCUUGUUGCAGCAGUGAGAAUGAUAAACGGAGCAUUCCAAGGAAUGCAUUUUCCUAGCAUGAUUAGCUUGAUCAGUCAACGCUUGCACGAGGCAGAAAGGGCCUCCUUUUUUAGCUUAUUAACAUCAGGAUCUGCUCUGGGCACUCUACUCACUGGGUCUUUAGGCUCAUAUCUUCUGGAAAAUUAUAACUGGAUGACUGUCUUUCGAGCGUUAGGAGGCAUGAGUUUGGCAUGGACAGCUUUAUUAAGCUACCACACUCUGCCUUUUAAGGAAAAAACAGCUUCUAUCAAGUCUACCGACUACACUUUGCCUUGGUCCAAACUUCUAUCACAACCUCCUUUCUGGUCCUGUGUUAUUGGACAUGCUUGCCAAAAUAACUGUUUCUUUGUACUACUUUCAUGGAUGCCUACAUAUUUCCAUGACACAUUUCCUGAAAUCAGGGGCUGGAUUGUAAAUAUGGUGCCAUGGCUAUCGAUGUUACCUUGUACAUUCUUGGGCAAAGCUCUGUCAGAAGAGAUAAUUAAAGCCGGUUAUUCUGUUACUGUGACACGCAAAACAAUCCAAACGAUUUGUUUUGUCAUCGAAAUUGGAAGUCUAUUAUUUUUGGCGAAAGUGGAAAGUUUUGAAAAUGCCAUACUUUGUCUCGCGUUAAUUAUUGGUGGCUCAGGCUUUCACAAUAACGCUAUCGCUGUUAAUCCUUCGGAUCUUGCACCAAAGCACUCUGGCAGCGUAUUCGGUUUGAUGAAUACUGUUGGCGCGAUACCUGGUUUUCUCGGUGUAUAUUUUUCUGGACAUAUUCUACAUGUGACACACAGUUGGCCUGCUGUCUUUUUAUUUAUAGCUGUUAUUGAUGCAUUAGGAUGUAUAAUGUAUUUAUUGUUUGGCUCAGGCCAAGCAAUCAUAUAAAUUGUAAAAUAAAAAUAAAU